CUCUCCUUCACAUCAGAUAUAUAUAUAUAUAUCUCUCUCUACCCUCCACCCCUUAUACAAUCCAUCAAUCUAUCAACCACCCAUCAUGGCCCCCGUCCGCCGCGUCGCCGUCAUCCAAUGGAACAUCCAAGACCUCGCCAUCGAAGAAAACCACCAAACAGCAUGCGCCCACAUCCGUACCGCCGCUGAGCAAGGCGCCGAACUUGCCGUUCUGCCUGAAUACCACCUCACCGGCUGGUCCCCCUCUGACCCCCUCUGGACGACCCUCGCCCACCCCUCCACCACGACCCGCUACCUCAAGGCGUACCAAGACCUCGCUCGCGCGCUGCAUAUCUGCAUCGUGCCCGGGACGAUUAUUGAGAGCCAGCCCUCACCUUCAGCUCACAGAGGAGGAGGAUCGGAAGCAGGAAUACAAUCCCCCCACCUCUACAACACAGCCUACUUCAUCUCCACCGACGGGUCCAUCCUCGGCCGCUACCGCAAAAAGAACAUCUGGCACCCGGAACGGGCCUUCCUCACCUCAUCCGGGGAAGAACCGCACGAGGUCUUCGAUACCCCGAUCGGACGGGUCGGGUUGCUGAUCUGCUGGGAUCUAGCCUUCCCCGAGGCGUUCCGCGAGUUGCUGGUGCAGGGGGUCGAGGUGGUGGUUGUGCCGACUUAUUGGAGCAAAUAUGACGCCUCCCCCACCGCCCUCACACACAACCCCAGCUCGGAAUCCCUCUUCCUCGAGUCGACGCUCACGGCCCGCUGCUUCGAGAAUACCUGCGGGAUCGUCUUCGCGAACGUGGCGCGGGGAGAUGAGACCAGCGAUCGCUUCCUGGGCCUCUCGCGCGUGUGUCUCCCCAUUGUGGGCACGGUGGGCGUGAUGGGCAGUGAGGAGGGCGUGUUGGUCGUGGAUAUGGAUUUGGGGGUGGUGAGGGUCGCGGAGGAGAAUUAUAAGGUCAGGGAGGAUUUGUUGAGAGAGGGGUGGUAUUAUAGUUAUCGGCAUCAGAGGGGGGAAAAGUCAAGCCUGAAAGGAGAAAUAGAAGGAGAAGGGGGAGUGAGGUAUGUCUGAGAGGUUUCUUGUGAAUUAUAAGAUGAAUUGUCAGUUGAGAUGGAGUUGAUGUGAUCGAUAGAUGAGAGGAAUUAAACCUGAAGAUGAGGCUGAUUCCUACUCUACUCUACUCUACCAGCCCUUUCUGCC
Messenger RNA from Aspergillus heteromorphus CBS 117.55, 1183 nucleotides. RefSeq names its product carbon-nitrogen hydrolase family protein. NCBI's taxonomy places the organism in Eukaryota, Fungi, Ascomycota, Eurotiomycetes, Eurotiales, Aspergillaceae. Bases 86 to 1054 code for a protein of 322 amino acids. The record is from RefSeq and is a predicted model, not a curated record. Gene Ontology annotation, molecular function: hydrolase activity, acting on carbon-nitrogen (but not peptide) bonds, in linear amides. The transcript has 4 exons.